Molecule: messenger RNA, 3554 nt
Organism: Pseudonaja textilis
Lineage: Eukaryota; Metazoa; Chordata; Lepidosauria; Squamata; Elapidae
Gene: TCP11
Product: t-complex 11
Biological process (GO): regulation of sperm capacitation
Cellular component (GO): sperm flagellum; acrosomal vesicle
Source: RefSeq, a predicted model, not a curated record
AUGCCUAAUCCUAAAGAGACUACUUCAAAUGACUGCAAUGACACUCAAACUACAGGUUGUAGUUCCAGAAAACCGAGGGAGCAUGAAGAAACCCAGGGUGGAGACAUUCCAAAACUCUGUCCUCCUAACAUCCCAUCUUCCAAUUCUCCCCAAAUUCAUUCUAUCUCAGAGCUCAUGGAAACAGCAAAUGAAGUCUCAAAAAUGACAAUAGCCCAUGAAAUUGUUGUCAACCAUGACUUUAAACUGCAAGAAGUGAAUUUAUCACCAAACAGUUUAGAAAGCAGAGUGAAAGAAACAGUGCACAAAGCUUUUUGGGAUAAUCUGAAAGAACAGCUUUCCAAAGUACCACCAGACUAUUCUCACGCUGUCAAGCUACUUCAAGAAAUCAAAGAAACUCUGCUGGCUUUGCUUCUGCCACGACAAACACGUUUAAAAAGUCAGAUUGAAGAAGCACUAGACAUCGAAUUGAUAAAACAAGAAGCUGAGCAUGGAGCUUUGAAUAUUCCCAGCCUCACUACAUAUAUCUUAGGCACCAUGGCAAUGCUCUGUGCACCUAUCAGAGAUGAAGAAAUUCAAAGUCUGCGAAUCAUGUCAGACCCAGUUCAUUUGCUCAGAGAGAUCUUCCGAGUUCUGAACCUUAUGAAAAUGGAUAUGGUCAACUUUACCAUACAAAGCCUUCGACCCCAUCUCUUGGAGCACUCUGUGCAAUAUGAAAGGAAAAAAUUUCAGGAACUCCUGAACAAACUACCAGGCAGCUUAACUUAUACAACUGACUGGCUACGCAAGGCAAUAACCAAAGCAUCAAAUUCUGAUUUGCUUCCUUCUUCAUCCACCUCUGGAACUAAUGGACCACCUGUUUCCACUUGUCCCAUGUCUGCUGGAAAAGUCUCAUUUAUUCAUAGUCCUACUGCUGUGUUAAAUCAAGCGUAUAUGGAUUUGCUGGACUGGGAGCCUGGAACAGAACACUAUCCCGAGACUAUGUUGAUGGACAAAGCACGUUUGCAUGCUCUACAAGGAGAAGUGAAUCGGCUAGUCAUUAUUGCUUCAGUCUUAUUAGUGAGCAGCAAUAUAUGUGGAAAUGAGUUAUUCAGUUCACCAGGAGGUGGCAAUAAGCUGAAAAGAGUAAUAAAAGCUCUUCUGGAAGGUCUCCCUGAUAUAAGAUCAGAAAAUGCCUUAAUGGAUAUCAGCAAUCAAAUAUGCAUGGAAGUAGAUGCCAUAUUUAAUCAGUUGGGUUACCCUGCACUCAGUACUGAUAAGGCUACUUCACUCAAAGGCCAACUUAGGAACCUUGGAGAUAAAAACAAUGCUGUACGGGUUCUAAUUGAGCAACGGAUCCAGACUUUUCUUAGACACUGUUUGUAUCCUGGUGGCCAAAAUGCUAAGAAUCUACUGCAAGGCCUUAAUCCGAUUCAGGAAGAAGUACUGGAAAUUGGUCAGAGGUUUGGUAGUUUGAUUCAUCACAACAGACAGGUAUUUGGUCCAUACUACUCAGAAAUACUGAAGAAAUUGCUGCUUCCAGGGGAAAAGUCUGAAACAGGGAAAGUUUCUUCUUAACAGCCUAACGAGGCAGAUCAUGGAUGGCAAGGAGAGGGGAGAUUCAAACUGACAAUUGUUCAGACAGUACUUUGGUGCUCAAUCCAAUGUGAUCAACGGAGCAGCUGUCCUGCUCUUUGCUGCUGUAUUCCAAACCGGGUCACUGAAGUCGCAAGGUACAGCUAAUAAUACCAAACUGACAAUGCCAAGUUUGCUGCAGUAAACCUUUAAACAGCUCAAAAUGUUGUCCUGUGAUUUUCAACUAGCUGGUACAUGUUACUUCAAUUGGGAAAAGUAACUUUAAUAUCCAAUGCCUAUGAUAAGAAUUUGUUUUAAUAUUUUCAACAAAACAUCAGUUAAUAUAGAAUAGUAGUUUUAAAAUACUCGGUACAGACUAAUAUACCACAACAACCCAUACAGAGAUGUCUAAUUUUAUUAAUUUACUCAGUUCUAACUCAUACAGUUAUGAAAAACAAACAACAAAACGACUGCUGGAAGCUCAGAAAUAUUUACAGUCUCGCCUUGUUGUAGUGAGGUCAGUCUAUGUUGUUGCACAGAUUGGUUAUGUUUGGUACCACAAAAAAAAAAAAAAAAAGAGGAAGAGAGAGAAUAACUUUUAUAUACAGAAAAUAAAAAGGAAAUAGUUCAAGUAUCAAAAUACAAAGACAGAUUAAAUAACAUUUUAUUACAAAUCAGUCCCACUGCCAUAUAUCACAAUUAGCAUAAAAGUGUUGAUAUUCAAACUGCCUAUUACGAAGAAUCUGCCUGCCUUCUUCAGAAGCAAGCAUAGCAGAAAAUCCUGCCGAUAGACAUUCAUACUGAUCAUGCAAACAGAGGCAGUGAAGGGGUGAAGUAUCACCCAGCAUUGUUAUUUUCACAGGCAAAGAAGGUAUUGAAAAAGUGAGGUAUCAUUAGAUACCUGUCUGCAAGAACAGCACAGCUCACCACUUGAAGCUGCUUUAGAAUUCUUUCCCAAAGAAGGCUGGGCAGAUUGUCAUGUACCUCAAAUUCAGGAUUUCUCUCACAAGCUAAGAAAGUCUAAAGGCCAGUUUCUGUGAGCUGAUACUAGUGUGUAAAAAUAUAAAACAAAAAAUAAAAAAAUCCUACAGGAGUUUUGAUUUUCAUAAACUGAUUUUCCAUUCAAAAGAUAAGCAGUAGCUCAUCCAUCAUAGCAUUUAUAAAGUGAUCUCAUCUUGGACUCAAAUGAAGUAAAAAUAAGCCUAUAAUUUUAGGUUAUCCAUUUUGAAAAGGCGUUCUAGCAAAAGCAGCAUAGGGAGAUGUUAUUUCAAGCACAAAUGAAUGCUUACAAUAAGUGUCAUAUUUUAAAUGGACCAAUAAACAGAUUAAGUGCCAGCAAUAGAUGGUAUUCUUCUCUGGGCGCUACAAAACCUCACAGAGAGACAAAAAUCUCAAAUACUUUGGAGUCUAGAAACAGCAAAAAUCGCUAGGAAAACUCAAGUCCAAAAUGGCUUGAAUUGCCUUCUUAAAAGGAAUGCUUAAUCAGGAGAUGCACCCAUGGAUAUUGCUAUGUCCAUGUAAACUCAGAAAGGAAGCACCAAAUUACUGGAAGAAGCAAGUUGGAAGCUUUCAUCAUCUUUGUCAAUAUGUUCUAAGGCUAAUUAUCCUAUCCUCCUUAGCAAAAAUGCAAUUUGCAUUCUUUAAGAACAGACUUACUGGUACAGUAAUAUUUAUACCAACACCAGCAUAUCAUUUACAUAUGCAUAUACAGGAAUGUUGUGUUUCAAGAAAUUCAUCUGAAUUAUUCCCAAAUCCAACUAUUUGGGAUAAGGAUAUUUUUUCCUCCUAUUUUUUUAACCAAAUAAAGUAAGACUAAAUUACAUCUUAAUGAUACAAACAAAAAUUGAAGAAAAUCAUUAAUACAAUGACAGGGUAUAUCAAACUAUCAUACCCACCAAAGCAUUAUUUGCACUUCCUCAUCUUUUUCUUGGAUAAGAUAGAGAUACUUAUUUAUCACAGUCAGAACUGAAGCCAGUGUUCAAGAUUGUGAAUGCUUAAGAUUA